GAGGCUCUCACGCUUCAUGCUGCAGUCAGGAGCUCGGGGGAGUCCAGCAUGAUUCUUCUUACCGUGCUGUUCCUUUGCAUCAUUUCCACUUACUCAGCCUCUGUUAAAGGCCACACUACUGGACCAAGCUUAAGUAAUGACAAGCUAUAUAAAUUUGCUUACUCAGCUGAAGUGUAUGUUGAUCAGGUGAAAGCAUCACUGCAGAAAAGUGCAGGCUACCGGAUCUCUUCUGGUGUGGAUGUCAACCUCUUAUGGAGAAAUCCCGACAAUGAUGAUGACCAGUUGAUCAAAAUUACGAUAAAAGAUGUUCACGUUGAAAAUGUGAAUGAACGUCCAGCUCCUAAAAACAUCUUCAAUGGAAAAAGCACAGAGAAGAUCAUUGGGAAAGAAUACCUGCAAGCUUUGCAGAGGCCCAUAGUUCUUGAGUUAGUCCGUGGAAAAGUCAAAAACUUCUACUCGUAUCAAAAUGAACCUGGGUUUACUCAAAACAUUAAGAGAGGUCUGGCUAGCCUUUUCCAGCUACAGCUGCACUCUGGCACUUCCCAUGAGGUGGACAUAUCUGGGAAAUGCAAUACUACUUAUCAUGUGCGGCAAGAUCAAGUGACUAAAAUAAAAGCUCUAGACUCCUGUGAAACAGAAAAACAAGGAUUUACCAGUCACAACCAGAUUUUGGAUGUUGGUACAAAAGCCACAUCUGCCACAAUUUAUGUUCUGGAAGACAGUUUCAUUAAAUCCAUUAAGGCAGAAGAAAAUUAUGUUUUGCUUCUGAAUUUCCAACGAAAAACAGGUGCCAAAAUAGUUUCAAAGCAGAGACUGGAACUGAAGUCAGUACAAGCUGGCCCUGGACUAAUCGCUGCGAAGCAAGUUGACAGUGUUAUCAAGACCUUGGACUCCAGUUAUGUUGCCAUGCCACUAGUAGCAGAGCCAGUCAAAUCCAAAUGCAAAAACUGUCCUUCGCUUUCUGAACACUGGCAGAGCGUGAGAGAACAUAUGUAUCCUGAAAAACUUUCCAAAGCUGAAGCAGUAAGAAGCUUUUUGUCCUUCAUUCAGAACAUCAGAAAAGCUACAAAAGAGGAGAUACUGCAGAUUAUCAGAAGUGAAAAUAAAGAACUUCUUCCGCAGGUAGUGGAUGCCGUAACCUCCGCUCAGACCCCAGCAUCACUGGAGGCCAUGCUGGAGUUUCUUGACUUUAAGGAUGCAAGCACUUCUAUCCUGCAGGAGCGAUUCCUAUAUGCCUGUGGAUUUGCUUCUCACCCCAGUGAAACGCUCCUGAAAUCUUUAACUGCUAAGUUCAAGGGUGAUAUUGCAAAUGAAGACAUCAGAGAAACUCUUGUCAUUGUCAUGGGAGCGCUCAUCAGAAAGCUGUGUGACAAAGAAGGCUGCAAGCUCCCAGCCGUUGCGGAAGCCAAAAGGAUGAUUCUAAAUAGACUGGAGAAGGCUAAGAAAGACGACAAUGUGAGGAUGUACCUGCUGGCACUGAAGAACGCACUCCUUCCCGAAGCAAUUCCACUGCUUCUGAAGUACGCCGAGUCAGAAGAAGGGCCCAUCAGCAAUGUUGCUGCCACUGCCUUACAGAGAUAUGAUCCUUCUUUUCUCACCAAAGAGGUGAAGGCAACAAUGAACAGGAUAUACCACCAGAACCGUAAAGUCCACGAAAAGACAGUGCGAACCACUGCAGCUGCUAUCAUCUUAAACAGUAACCCAUCCUACAUGGAAGUGAAAAACAUCCUGCUCUCCAUCGGUGAACUGCCUCCGGAAAUGAACAAGUACAUGCUCUCCAUGAUCCAAGAUAUACUUGAAUUUGAAAUGCCUUCGAGCAAAAUAGUUCGGAAAGUUCUAAAGGACAUGCGUGCUCAUAACUAUGAUCGCUUCUCCAAGAUGGGCUCUUCCUCUGCCUACUCUGGCUAUAUUAUACGUGGGCCUGACAUAUCAUCCACAUACAGCCUUGACAUCCUCUAUUCAGGCUCUGGCAUUCUAAGGAGAAGUAACUUGAACAUCCGUAUUUUUGAUAGAAAUGCUGAACUUCAUGCCAUCCAGGUGGUGAUUGAAGCUCAAGGUCUGGAGUCCAUAAUAGCUGCAACUCCUGAUGAAGGCGAGGAAAACCUGGACUCCUUUGCUGGCAUGUCAGCCAUUCUGUUUGAUGUCCAAAUGAGGCCAGUUACAUUUUUCCAAGGGUAUGGUGAUUUAAUGUCUAAAAUGUUCUCGGCAACUGGAGAUUCCAUGAACGUGGUGAAAGGACUUGUCCUCCUGACAGAUUACUCACAGGAGAAACAACUGAGGUCUGCAGUCAGCGCCAGCGCAGAGUUCCUGGGUGGCCUCGCCAUUGACAUCUCAGGAGGGAUGGAGUUCAGCCUGUGGUACAGGGAAUCCAAAACCAGCGUCAAGAACCGGGUAGCCAUGUUUCUAACUGGUAACACCGAGGUGGAUUCCUUCUUUGUAAAAACUGGUAUGGAAACCACUUUGGAAGUAGAAACGACAUUAGACUUCAUCUCCACGGUGCAGUUUUCACAGUACCCAUUUUUAGUCUGCAUGCAGAUGGACAGAGUGGAGUCUCCAUUCAGGCGUCAGGUGACGAAGUAUGAAAGUCUACCGUCCGGCAGACGGUACACUGCACAGAGAGGGAAAGCAGAACUGUUGGCAGGUAAUGAAUACCCUCUCCAUCAAGAAAACUCCAACAUGUGCAACAAGGUUUUCGACGCAAAGUCUGAUUCCUCCAGCAGCUGGUUUUGAAAUGAGCACCUGAGCUUUUGCUUUCCUGAGUCCGUGGCUCCCUCAAUGACUUCGGCUUGUACGUAACGUACUAACCUGGAGCUUGGUCUUGUACUGCUGCAGUUAAUGGGAAAUUUGCCAUUGAUUUCAACAGGCUGGGAUCAAACUCUCAGUGCGUGCACAGUGUUUACAUAUUAACCUAUAUUUAAGACUUUU
Molecule: messenger RNA, 2925 nt
Organism: Opisthocomus hoazin
Lineage: Eukaryota; Metazoa; Chordata; Aves; Opisthocomiformes; Opisthocomidae
Source: RefSeq, a predicted model, not a curated record